Molecule: messenger RNA, 195 nt
Organism: Parathielavia appendiculata
Lineage: Eukaryota; Fungi; Ascomycota; Sordariomycetes; Sordariales; Chaetomiaceae
Exons: 2
Coding region: 1-195 (64 amino acids)
Source: RefSeq, a predicted model, not a curated record
AUGGCUCCCAAGUUUGCCGCCCUUCUUGCUGAAAACGUCGAGCUUUGCAAGAAGCGCAAGGCGAUCAAGUUUCUGGGCAAUACCCAGCUUGUCUCGGAGCAGAGAAUCGACAUCCCCCAGUCGCUCCUCAUCGAAGAAGCAGCAGAGACCCGCGAACAAAACACUGUGUCGGCUCUGUACCCCUCUAUCCAGUAA